AUGAAGAACACUGGGCCUCGAUUUGGCGGUGCCAUCACAGCAGCGCUCUUUUUGCAGAAGUUCAUUCAGAAGGAGAUCAACUGGGCGCACCUGGACAUCGCAGGUCCUGCAUGGGCCGAGAAACCCAAGGCAAUGAAAACCUUGCCCAGGCAAGUUGGCAAAGAACGCGGCCAGGGCUCGUAUCAGGUCAAUCCUCAAGUGACUUCCUACCACAACCUGCGCUCAGCGCCCAGCCUCUUCUCUCCAAUUGUGGGCAAUCUGGAAGCCUACGAUGUCGUUGAAGUAGCUCAGACCAUUCGAUUGUUUGGUGGUGAAGCAAGUGGCCCAGAGGUUUGGGCGCAGCUGUGUCGAACAAGUGCAGGGCCAGCAAUUUGGACUUUGCAGUCAGAUGUUGAACAUGUCUAUUUACGAAAAUUGCUGCACUCGGGUGAUGAAGAGAAACCCCCGAAGAGUUGGACAGCAGCUGCUGAGCAGGAUCCUUUUGGCGAAGCAGCACAGUCGGUGAACUUCUUGUUGGCCGCCUCCCUAGGCAGCCCUGACUCCAAGAAAACAUUGGAGUCUGUAGCUGAUCAUGAACUACAACUGGGUCGUGAGAGUGGUGCCCUUAAGCAUUUGGAGGCUGAAGCUUGCCAGCUGCGGGAUGAGGCUUUGGCCUAUGAGCAGCAAUUGCAGAAUCGCCAAGACAAGCGCUCAGAGACGCUGCGGCACUUUCAGCGUCUGAAGCAGCGAGAGGCGUGGAAUGUGGCAUGUGCUCAAAUUGAGCGGCAAACGGCCCAAGCAGAAGAGACCCUGGAAGAUGCUGUGGAUGAUGCAGAGGCGCUAUUGCAGGCUCACUUGCUGCAGCGGGCCAAGGCGGAAGAGGCAGCUGCCGAGCGGAAGAAGAAGCUGGGGCGGCUUGGCCGGCAACUGGUGGCUAGUGCUGAGAGCCCUGCAGCUUUGGAGGACUCCAAACUCGACAAUCAGCUGGUUGAGGCCAUGACAUCCUUGGAAACAAUGCUGGGUCAACGCUACCUGGAAGGAAAGGCCCAAUCCUCUGGUUAUGAUGUGGAACGACCAGAGGUACAGUUUAGCAAAGGUGACUACAUUGGCAGCAGUUGGCUUUGGGCCCUGCACCCAGAACUCUAUCAGAAAGGUGCGAGAAUCUCUGAAGAGAGAUGGUGGGAGUCUGCUGCGAUGCAGAAUUUCAGGAGUCCCAAUGUUAUGGCGAUUGGCACAUUGGACUUUAACAAGACGGUGACUCAUUUUCGAAGCCAUCCACUGUUGAUUGCCUUCUACGACCCCCGGUCCAAGUCCUUCCGGGAACUGCAGUCCAUCAUCGAGGACACAGCAGAUGCCUUGGCGAAGAUGACGGAACCGAUUGGUUACUUUGGAGCAGUGGACGUGACAGUACACAGCUACUUGGCACAUCACGAGGCUCCCCAGUUAGAAACCGUAUGGCAGGAUCCCUACAAAGGACCCUUCCGCUUCAAGCGCCCCAGAUUUUACCCUAUGAUCAUUUUGCGCUAUAGAGAUGGUGUUGCCAAGGAAUACAAGGGCGUGGUGAAAAAGAAGAACCUCUUGGAGUUUCUCAAGCGUGAGAUGGUCCCCAAAGGAGCUCUUCAGAACAACACGGAGGAUCUUCAAGAGCUCUUCAGGACACCUGGGCCCUUCGUUCUCGCCUGUGGUUUUGAAGGCGAGCCUCAAGAGGAGGCGAAGUUGACUGGAGUGCUGCAAGCUACAGCCAACCUGCUGAGUGGAGAGAUGAUUUUCGCACAGGCCAAUCUGAAUCUUUGCUCCUCACUGCGAGCGGACCUGACAAGUCCAAGCGUGCUCUACAUCCGCAAAUCUGCGGCAAGCACUGCGCCACCUGUGUCUGCAAGCAUACAAUCCUCCAUCAGCGUGCUACUCAACCAGGAGGCAUUUGUCGAAUGGCUCAACCUGCAGAGGCCCGUCCUGCUGAAAGAGAUCACGCCAGACAACAGCUGGGUCUUCUUAGAGAGGCGAGAGGCUCUGGUCAUUUUUUUUGUUGAUUCGAAGGAUGCAGCAGAAAAGAAAAGUGGUGAAGCCAUUUUCAGUGAGAUAGAAGUUCACCUGGAGGCAAAGUACUUCCAGUUGGCAUGGGCCAAUUGCGUGGAAUUCAGCGAGGAGUUUGGAAUCACACAGUGUCCUGCUUUUUUGGUGGUUGACACCGCAGCGGAAGACGUGUCGCAGCCACCGUACCUGACCUGGCAAGAGCUGAUGCAACCAACGAAGGCCAACCGCAAGGCAGCCUGGAGCAACGCCACCUCGGCGGCUGAGCGCCUCCGAUUGUGGCUGGAACAGCGGACAGUUGCGAUCCGGAAGCGAAUCGACGGUGAAGAAAACAAACAGUCAUCCAAAGAUGAUGGCAAGAAAAAACGCAGCGAUGAACACGUUGAGGAAAUCGUUUGGGCGAAUGACUGGUACAUUCAUGUGUUGAACGUACUGACCAAGCGCAAGAUAAAGCUGUCCCAAGAAGGUACCAGGUUUAAUGUUGUAGAUGCAGUUGGGCAGAGGCUCCCCCUCCAGGAGUCAUUGAAGCUGCGGAAUUUACAGGAUUCAAAUCGCUUUCCUCUGAAGUUCUACUUCCAGGAAGAAGAAAUCGAUGAUGCUGAGCCAGAUUCCUCUGAAGACUUCUUGAAUGACUUGGAGGACAUUUGUGAGGGCACCUCGACUGAGGCAGCCUAUGAGAUCUACCAGGCAAUCCUGAUGCACAUGACUUUGUUGCGCCAGAGUUUUCAGGAUGUCUAUGGAGACUACUUGCCAUUCGACUUCUCGUCGAUCGACAGGGUGCAAGAGCUGCACAAGCACAUGCGGCUCCUGGUCUCCACCACUGAAGAUGUUGAGGAAGUGCUCCGCAACAAGUCAUACCGCCUCAGUGUUUGGAAAAGCAUGGAGAAGCGGCUGAGCUUUCUAGAACAUCUGGAAGACCUGGAGCCGGAGCCAAAAGAUCCAAAAGGCAGCGGCAAGGGAACUAUUUCGAGGAGUCAACAGACAAGAAUCUUCAGACACGCUCUGAUCGAAGGUUCUGGCCUGCUCCGCGAAGUGUUCAGAUCUCUAUUCAAAAUGCUCCACCAGAAAGCAAGGGAUGGCGCUUUAGGAGAUCCCCGACCUGUUCUCAACGUGCCGCGGCGAGCUGCAGAGAGUUUGUCCUUGGAGGAAUUCAUUGAGACCUACGCCAAACCUGGAUUGCCCGUGAUCAUCACCGGUCUCAAUGUCACACCAAAGGAGGAGUGGAGCCUGGAGUUUUUCCGAUCCCGUUGCAACGUCUCCGUGGAGCUGAGCAGAAGGAAUCCAAGAUCCAACAGCUGGGGAAGGCUUGAGAAAGCUGGCAGGCUCUUCCUGGCAGAUUUCAUUGACACCUUCACUUCCAACGCAACGCGCCGCAAGUGGUACCUACAUGACUGGAGCUUGCCGAGGCACUGUCCAGAAGCUUUUGGCCCAGCGCCCUUCGAAGGAUUCACUGUACCAAAGUACUUUGCGGGCGACUACUUUCAGCGCGCUGGCUUUGAAAGCUACCGGCAUUCUUGGCCAAGCCUGUUUGUUGGCUCCAACGAGACUCAGAGCUCCAUGCACAUUGAUUCUGGGAAUACACAUUUCAUGCUCCACCUGCUGAGUGGUCGCAAGGAGUGGCGCUUCUAUUCGGCCAGGGACUUGAUCAACCUGUACAACAGCCCGGUUAGCAGCCGCUUCCAUUACGAUGUUUUCCGCCCUGACAAUGAGAAGUUUCCACUAGCAAGGUACGCAGAGCAAUUCAUGGGAAUCCAGGAGGCUGGAGAUACCAUUUUCAUCCCUGCUGCCAACCCUCAUGCAGUUCGGAAUCUUGAGGACAUUCAUGGCAUCAGCAUGAACUAUGUGGAUGCAAGCAACGUCAAACUUAGCAUCCUGCAAAGAAUUUGGAAGAUGGAGGGCGGCGAUGUGGAGCUCUAUACAGAUGGUACCAGCAUCAUCCAUGGCCUUGUCUCGGAACAACGGCACAUGAGCUUUGGAGAUUGGAAGGCGCAAGAUUGGAAGAGGACAAAGUACGACCUCUUCUGA
Messenger RNA from Cladocopium goreaui, 4035 nucleotides. NCBI's taxonomy places the organism in Eukaryota, Dinophyceae, Suessiales, Symbiodiniaceae. The record is from the annotation of a GenBank genome assembly.